UGCGCACAAAGCUUGCGGGGGAUGGGGGGAGGAACAUGGCGCAAGCUCUGUCUGAAGAGGAGUUUCAACGGAUGCAGACUCAGCUCCUGGAGCUCCGGACAAAUAACUACCAGCUUUCAGAUGAACUUCGGAAGAAUGGUGUUGUUCCUUGUUACCACCUGAGGCUGAGAUUCCCUGCUUUCCCUGCACCAGAACUUUCCAGUCUUCGACAGAAGGUCGCCUACUUGGAUAAGGAGUUCAGUAAAGCUCAAAAGGCACUAAGCAAGAGCAAGAAAGCUCAGGAAGUGGAGGUACUGCUGAGUGAAAAUGAGAUGCUGCAGGCAAAGCUGCACAGCCAGGAGGAGGACUUCCGUUUGCAGAACAGUACACUUAUGGCCGAGUUCAGCAAGCUGUGCAGCCAGCUGGAGCAGCUGGAGCUGGAAAACCGACAACUCAAGGAAGGGGUUGCUGGAGCAGCUGGACCACAUGUGGACGGGGAGCUGCUGAGGCUGCAGGCAGAGAAUACAGCCUUGCAGAAGAAUAUGGCAGCACUGCAGGAACGCUAUGGGAAAGAAGCUGUGAGGCCGUCCACUGUCGGUGAGGGCCAAGGGGAUCCCCCAGGAGAUGUACUUCCCACUCCCCUGGCCCCCAUGCCAUUGGCAGAAGUGGAACUGAAAUGGGAAAUGGAGCGAGAAGAAAAAAAAUUGCUCUGGGAACAGCUACAAGACUUAGAGAGCUCAAAGCAAGCUGAAACCUCCAGACUACAGGAGGAACUUGCUAAGCUCUCUGAGAAAUUGAAAAAGAAGCAAGAAAGUUUUUGCCGUCUGCAGACAGAGAAGGAAACACUAUUUAAUGAUAGCAGAAACAAAAUUGAAGAAUUGCAACAGCGGAAGGAAGCUGAUCUGAAAGCCCAGUUGGCUCGUACCCAAAAACUACAGCAGGAACUUGAGGCUGCCAAUCAGAGUUUGGCAGAGCUAAGAGAUCAGCGGCAGGGGGAGCGUCUGGAGCAUGCAGCAGCAUUGCGAGCUCUACAAGAUCAGGUGUCCAGUCAGAGUGCAGAUGCGCAGGAACAAGUGGAAGGGCUAUUGGCUGAGAACAAUGCCUUGAGGACUAGCUUGGCUGCUCUGGAGCAGAUCCAGACAGCAAAGACACAAGAACUGAAUAUGCUUCGGGAACAGACCACUGAAUUGGCAUCUGAGUUACAGCAUCGUCAGGCUGAAUAUGAAGAGCUUAUGGGACAGAAAGAUGACCUCAACUCCCAGCUCCAGGAAUCGUUAAGGGCCAAUAGCCGGCUUCUGGAACAACUUCAAGAAAUAGGGCAGGAGAAGGAACAGCUGACCCAGGAUCUCCAGGAAGCUCGGAAGAGUGCUGAGAAAAGGAAGGUCAUGCUGGAUGAGCUAGCCAUGGAGACACUACAGGAGAAGACCCAGCACAAAGAAGAACUGGGGGCUGUCCGGUUACGGCAUGAGAAGGAGAUGCUGGGCGUGCGAGCCCGUUAUGAGCGUGAGCUUCGAGAGCUGCACGAAGACAAGAAACGGCAGGAGGAGGAGCUCCGUGGGCAGAUUCGAGAGGAGAAGGUUCGAACAAGGGAAUUAGAAAAUCUUCAGCACACAGUGGAAGAACUUCAGGCUCAGGUACACUCCAUGGAUGGAGCCAAGGGCUGGUUUGAACGGCGCUUGAAGGAAGCUGAGGAAUCUUUGCAGCAGCAGCAGCAGGAACAAGAGGAAACCCUCAAGCAGUGCCGGGAGGAGCAUGCUGCUGAGCUGAAGGGCAAGGAGGAAGAGCUUCAGAAUGUGCGGGAUCAGCUCCAACAGGCCCAGGAGGAGCGAGAUGGCCAUGUGAAGACCAUCAGCAACCUGAAGCAGGAGGUAAAGGACACAGUAGAUGGGCAGCGGAUCCUGGAAAAGAAAGGCAGCGCUGUGCUCAAAGACCUUAAGAGGCAGCUACACCUGGAGCGGAAACGGGCUGAUAAGCUGCAGGAGCGGCUGCAGGAGAUCCUUACCAACAGCAAGAGCCGCACAGGCCUUGAGGAACUGGUUCUUUCUGAGAUGAACUCACCAAGCAGGACCCAGACAGGGGACAGCAGUAGCGUCUCCUCCUUCAGCUACCGGGAGGUCUUGAAGGAGAAGGAGAGCUCAGCCAUCCCAGCCAGGUCUCUAUCCAGCAGUCCUCAGGCCCAGCCCCCUCGGCCAGCAGAGCUGUCAGAUGAGGAAGUGGCUGAGCUGUUUCAAAGGCUGGCCGAGACACAGCAGGAAAAAUGGAUGCUGGAGGAGAAGGUGAAACACCUGGAGGUGAGCAGCGCCUCUAUGGCGGAAGACCUCUGCCGGAAAAGCGCCAUCAUUGAGACCUACGUCAUGGACAGCCGCAUUGUGAAGCUACUGACAAGAUCCUGACCCAUGGAGAGGAAAGCAGGGAAGCGUUGCAUUUUUGCCCGGCCUCUGCUUUGUACUCAUCAUUUCUCCCACCCACCCCACCCCCAGUGGUUCCCCCUGGACUUCUCUGUCUCACUUCUUUCUGCUUUCUAUUUCUCUAUGUAUUUUUUUUUCUGUUCCCCCUUCUUCAUCUUUUCUUAGUACCUCUAUUGUUCUAUUUCCAUUUUUAUUUCUUUGUUUGCUUUUUUGAAACUGGAUUCUGCUUUGUAGCCUCGUCUGGCCUGGUACUCGCUUUGUAGCGCAGGCUGGCCUCAGACGCUCAGCAAUCCUGUGUUAACCUUCCAGGUGCUAGGAUUCCAAGUGCGCAUGCCUACACCUAGCCAUACAUUUCCAUCCAUUGUAUCUUCGUCCCCCUUCUCCUCUCUGACCUCCGUGCUUUUACUUUCUAUUCUGUACUAGGCACUCACAUGCUCUGAGGGUUACGGUGUGCCCUGUGUGUCACAUGCCCCAGGGUCUCAUAACUCAGAAUAGCCGGGUUUCCCCAUGUCAAAACCUCUGCCCCCAAGCAGAACAUUGCCUUUCUCCCUCCCUUCUUGUCUGCUCUCUGUUUUCCUCCUCUGUCCUUUGGCUCUGCCCAGUCUUCCCCACACCAACCCCGGCUCUGCCAAGGGGGCGGUGCUCAGCCUGGACCCUUGCAGAUGUGUCUGUGGCAGCAGGCCACACAGACCGAAGUGGGCUGGGCAGUGUCCUGAGAGACCUAGUGAAGCCAGGCGAUGAGAACCUUCGGGAAAUGAACAAGAAGCUGCAGAACAUGUUGGAGGAGCAACUCACCAAG
Messenger RNA from Mastomys coucha (southern multimammate mouse), 3186 nucleotides. RefSeq names its product GRIP1 associated protein 1 (gene Gripap1). Lineage: Eukaryota; Metazoa; Chordata; Mammalia; Rodentia; Muridae. The record is from RefSeq and is a predicted model, not a curated record. Gene Ontology annotation, cellular component: extrinsic component of postsynaptic early endosome membrane; postsynaptic recycling endosome; glutamatergic synapse. Gene Ontology annotation, biological process: regulation of recycling endosome localization within postsynapse; regulation of modification of synaptic structure; neurotransmitter receptor transport, endosome to postsynaptic membrane. The transcript has 25 exons. Bases 36 to 2372 code for a protein of 778 amino acids.